UCCGGAGCCCGGUGCUGUCACACGCAGGAGGUGUAGAAACUGGGAAAGGCGGCGGGCUGCUGUUUGUGUGUUAGCUAGCAUACCUGUGCUGUGGCUGUGCUUCCUGUCGCGUUCACACUCGUUCCAAGUGUUACUUUGUUCAAAUAUUAAGCAUAAACACGUUUUCAAGGAGCGCUUAUAGACGGUUCGAGACACACGUUCAAACCUGUUACAGCAACGUUUUAAUGAACAUUACUGCGUGGAUUUAAACACGUCUGUGUCACCCUGAGGAUACAGUGCUGUAAUACUUUGUUCACUGAGCUUUGAGUGGCCCAGCGAAACUACUAAUGACGGACGCAGUCACACAUUCACGUGAUCCACUCCCACAUCUUUUUUCAGGCCUCGAGCCUUUCGGGCCCGGCACAUCCAGAUCACCGGACCCAUCUUCCACAACAUGAAUAGUUUUUCCUUAUAAUUCAGAAAAUGACUUGAAACUGUUGGAUUUAAAAUGCGCAGGCCAGCUACUACAGGAGUGUCAGAGAUGAGGACGUGUUUUUUUCCAUCGCUCCUGAUUUGUUCUGGAAAAUCUGCCAGCUGUACCCAACACACCCAGGACAUGAUCAAAUCUUCAAAUCAGAGUAUGGGAGCUGUUCCAAGCCAAUGUGAGGGUGUCACCGAGGACUGUCUCCAGCCCAGCGGGGCGGGACAGGAAGAUUACAACCAGCCUAUCAUUGAGAAGGACAGCAUUAAGAGGACCAGCUUGAGCAGGAGAUGCAGCUCAGCAGACACUGUUCACUGUCCCACCUGUCAGGGCACCGGGCGUAUACCCAGAGGUCAGGAAAGCAAGCUGGUUGCUGUCAUUCCCUGUACUGACCAGAGGCUGAGACCCAGACACACGAAGCUGUAUGUUGCCUUGUCUGUUGGGCUGUGCCUCCUGGUCAGCAUCCUGGUGUUGUUCUUCCUGUUUCCACGCUCCGUGCUUCUGUCUCCAGUAGCUGUCAAGUCAUCCUCUGUUUACUUCACUCACGACGGCGUGCAGAUUAACAUCACGAACGUGUUGAACAUCACUAAUAACAACUUUGCAGCGGUGCAGGCCUACAACCUGACAGUCCAGGCGCUCAACUUUGGCACGGUGCUGGGAACGGUGUCCAUUAAGAACGUCGUGUCUGUCAAACCUCUGUCCAUGAAAACGUACUCCUUCAUGAUACCCAUCCAGCUGACAGACCCUGGUUUGAGUAACUACUGUAAGAAAGAGUCAUUGCCUGUCCAUAUUCUAUAUGUGAACCUACAGAUAUCACUGACAGUCUUCUGCCUGGCCCGCUAUGAGCAGCUGUCCCUGGAGACGUACGAGUACAUCGACUGUGGAGCAAACAACACCGUACCACACAGCAUACAAGCCGCAUCGACCUGAUGGAGGGACGGAUAACAAAUGCUGUGCAUGUGUCUGGGAAGUAGAGUAAUGUGCUUUGUAAUAUUUAGAGCAGGAUGCUGUCUCGGCUGGAUGUUGAAUGAAGAGGACCAGAAAAGCAGUGUGAAGAUUAACAGCUGCUUUGGUUUUGAAUUAAACUGACUCUGCUGUGUUUGCCUGGGCUGGAGAGGAAGGAGAAACGGUGCUGUGGGCCAGACCAGUGGACUAAGGUAUCCCGUUCACAUGGUCUCACUGUGAUGUGCUGGAAGUCAUGUGGUAACCAUGUGACCCUACAGCACCUACAGGAUGGCACCCACUGUGGUCCAGCAUGUGCUGCCCCCUCUGUAAGCUGGAAUGAUAUAAAUCAUUAGAUGGCAUGGUGUGUCUGCUAAUCAUCUUCAAAUAAAGCUCAUUAUUUGUC
Oreochromis aureus is the source of this 1808-nucleotide messenger RNA. RefSeq names its product transmembrane protein 106B-like. The transcript has 8 exons. The record is from RefSeq and is a predicted model, not a curated record. Bases 488 to 1390 code for a protein of 300 amino acids. NCBI's taxonomy places the organism in Eukaryota, Metazoa, Chordata, Actinopteri, Cichliformes, Cichlidae.